Messenger RNA from Spodoptera litura, 1572 nucleotides. RefSeq names its product rho GTPase-activating protein 4-like. The record is from RefSeq and is a predicted model, not a curated record. NCBI's taxonomy places the organism in Eukaryota, Metazoa, Arthropoda, Insecta, Lepidoptera, Noctuidae.
AUUUCUGUAUCGGACAUGUUCACAUUGGCCCUGACGAAAUAGAACUAGUUUAAUGGCCAAUAUGUGUGGCUGUGGACGCCUCACCGAAUCGACAGCUCUCCGUUGGCACGUGUGUUGGGGCCAACGUGUGGAGUCAGCCUUAGCUAUGGUACUUUCAUACUCUGUACUCUGUAGAGUCUGUGGUCUGUAGUCUAUAGUGUAGCAAUAGCACGUUAGAGAGGGAGCAAAAAAAUGUUAAAAAUUUUAACGGAACACACCAACACCAACAUAAAUAAUUCAAAUAUUUUUAUAUAUUAAUUGAAAUGUUUUUUUGCAUCGAAAUUUAUCUUAUUAUUAGAACCUUGCACAUCUUAAACUGUAAAUAAACGAAAGAAUUAUACAGUGAACUCUCGAUUUAUGCAUAUAACUGAUUUGAACUCUAAUGUUAUUUUUGUUUCAUUAGUCAAAUUGUUGAUGCUUACCGUAAACGUAAGAGAAAGAAAGGAGAAUAUUUACGUACAGUAUGAGCUCGUAUUAGUUUUAAAAACUCCUAAUUUAUUUAACAUAGUUUGUUAGUGGAAUGGUGCUUCAAAACAGUGCAAUUUAACAAUAGCUAUGUCAGAAGCUACAACACCGACGGCAACCGAGGCGCCGGCGCUGGAUGAUCGCGAUGUCGAGCCGCGUACGCCCAUGAAACGGCUCGGCUCCACCAGGAAACUGGCCGCCUUUAACAACAUCCGCAUGCAGCUGUCGGAGCAGACGCGCGUGCUGGAGGCGCGCGCCGAGGCGACGGCGGGCGUGGCGGGCGAGCUGCACGACUACUGCCGCCGCCGCGCCGACCUCGAGCACGACUACGCGCGCGCGCUCGACAAGCUGGCGCGCGCCGCCGCCCAGCGACACAAGGACCAGAAGCACAAGUACGCCCUCACACUGCUGCCACUGCGCACUACUGCGCUUGUUUACAUACUUUCCCAGACUGCAAAGUUCGAUUGAAAACACUAACAUCAAAAAUAUUUAGGCGUUGUACCUAUGUAACCUUUUAUAAGGAUACAUAGGCCACUCUCAACCUGCCGAUACGGAGGUCUAUGACGAUGAUGAUGAUUUAAGACUAGACGCAAUAUGUAUUAGAUCGAAUUGUCGAUAGAAACUGCCGUUGGUCGUCUCUCCUCAGUUUCGAAGCACCCCCUAACUGCUUCAGCCGAUAUUGGAAUACUUACUUGGUGUCGACAUUUUGAGCGACGUCCAGUUCCGCUAUCAUCUAGAGGAUAAGGCCAAAUUAGUCUCGCUUGCUUGGUGUGCUCAAUUGGUCGAGGAUCAGAUUUGACCCGGCCCAUCGCCUGCUUCUAUGUAACGCGUGCGGUUCGGAUUGAGGGGUGUCGGUAUGUUUCAAACCGACUAGACACUUUGGCAAUGCGUGUGUAGCUUCUUCUAUCGCUUGUACCUCAGGGAGUACUCUUAUUUUUUUUGAAGAGGGAAAAUUUUAUUUAUUUCUUUAUUUACACUUUAAUGCACACAAAAUAAGGAACAUAAGGCGGAUUUAAUGCCAUAUGGCAUUUUCUCCCAGUCAACCUUUGGAUUAAAUGUAAGGUCAGC